Exophiala xenobiotica is the source of this 2728-nucleotide messenger RNA. RefSeq lists its product as uncharacterized. Lineage: Eukaryota; Fungi; Ascomycota; Eurotiomycetes; Chaetothyriales; Herpotrichiellaceae. The record is from RefSeq and is a predicted model, not a curated record. The transcript has a single exon. The coding region runs from base 1 to 2112 and encodes 703 amino acids.
AUGGCGGUGGAAGGAGGGCCAGAGUCACGACAACGGCCUGGCCUCCCGCUGCACCCAGAAUGGGGAUCAGAAGAUGAAUAUGUCCAGUCUUUGCUCUCAUUCGCAACGAGCUCGAAUCUCUUCCGUAACCUCUGUGGUGGCGUCCACAUCUUGGACUUCCUCACCCGCGAGCCUGAUCUGUACACUUACGUGCUCCCCAAAGACUGGCGUGACUGGUUCGACCUCGUCACCGUCGACCAAGUCCUUGACCUCCUGAUGCAUAAGGACUUAGCAGAUCUUGAGGACGCCGUGGAAUCUCCAAACUCGAGUCUCAACCCUCCACCGAGCCUAUUGGACUACAUUCGCACGGUGCGCAAGCACUGCCUCCAGAGACAAUUCCACCCAGUCUCAGACGACAUCUCGGACUUGCCGCGGCAUGUCUCCGUGGGCAUGAAGACCAAGAAGGUCCACGAAGUCACCAACUUUGCAGCAUACAUAGGCAAACUCUCAGCCGAUGUCUCAGGCCGACUCGGGGAUCCCAUCUCCGUGGUCGACUUCGGAUCCGGACAAAACUAUCUCGGCCGGACACUCGCUUCACCACCCUACAACAAGCACGUUAUCGCCGUUGAGAGGAGGCACCACAACAUCGUCGGCGCACGGGGCAUGGACGUCCACGCCAAACUGGCCAAGAAGGAGAAAAUCAUGCGCAACAAGAAAGAGUGGAAGCGCCAGCUCGCCCUGCAGAACAAUGGCAAUGGCAAUGGCAAUGGCAUCCCGACUCCGCCUCCUGAAAAGGUAGACACGGAAGCAUGUCUUGGACCAGAUGCGAUCUUCGCCGAAGCAGAUAUCACAUACAAGCAGUUCGACCCGGAUAAAGGGUCCAUGACAUAUAUCGAGCAUGACGUCCAAGACGGCCAUCUCGAGGACAUACUCUAUCCGCCUGAAGACGACGACAACAUCGACGUCGACAAUAUCACCACUACCACGACCAACGGCGACUACCGGUCGUGCCAUGAUCACGGCCACGACGUCAAUGUCCGUUCCAGGGCCGCUGAAAAAGACCAUACCACAAUAUCCCCCGCAAAGAAACCCCGGCCGAAAGGCAAACCCAAACCAAAAGCCAUGGUCGUCUCGCUCCACUCGUGCGGCAACCUCUCGCACCACGGCAUCCGAUCACUGAUCCUGAACCCGUCCGUCUGCGCCGUGGCCAUGAUCGGCUGCUGCUACAACCUGCUGACCGAACGCCUGGGCCCGGCGACGUACAAGGUCCCCAACCUGCUACGGUCGAACCACCCUCGCCUUUCGAGCACGGGAUCGGCGUACGACCCGCACGGCUUCCCGAUGUCGCGCACGCUCGAAGACUUCACGACGCACGAAUCGCACAAAUCGCACAAAAAGCCUGAAGCCGAAACCGAAACCGAAACCCAGACCGGGCAGCAGCAGCAGCAGCAGCAUGGCAUGCAGCGGGGCGUCAAACUCAACAUCACAGCGCGCAUGAUGGCCGUACAAGCCCCCUACAACUGGGGUCCCGACGACAGCGAGGCUUUUUUCCGCCGCCACUUCUACCGCACCUUACUCCAGCGCAUUCUGCUGGACCUGGGCGUCGUGCAACAGUGCGCCGUUGCCGAUGCCGAUGCCGAUGCCGAUGCGGGGGUUGAUCCGGGGGACAGUAGUCUAGCGGGCACUCUUGCGGGCAAUCGCGCCGACGGCGGGAGCGUCACGGGCAAAGACACGAGCGGGACGCCGCUGAUCGUCGGAUCCCUGCGGAAAGCAUGCUUCACCAGUUUCCGCGCGUACGUGCACGGGGCGCUGGAGAAAUUGAAAGCAGACCCGGUCGAAGGCGCCAUGAUCGCGGAACGCACGCGAUCGCUGACCGACGACGUGAUCGACCACUACGAAAAGGAGUGGGGGUAUGCGAAGAAACACCUCGCCGUCAUGUGGAGUCUGAUGGCCUUCAGUGCGGGCGUUGUCGAGAGCAUCAUCGUGACCGAUCGCUGGUUGUACCUGAAGGAGCAGGCCUGCGUCGAGGAUGCUUGGGUCGAUAUAGUCUUUGAUUAUAAACACAGUCCUCGGAAUUUCGUGGUCGUGGGAAUCAAGAAGAACGAAGCACCAGCAUCGCAGGAGACGACUUGAGCAACAGGAACACAUCCGGUACCAGGCAUUCAGCAGGCAUAUAUUCUCUAUCUAAUUGCCAUGUCUAUCUCCGCAUAUGCAACGUCAUGAUCUGUCUAUAUGUCAGAAUCGCGGAUCUGGACUGUGACUUCCACUUCAAUCCCCGGAGCACACUUUUAAUCACCUCCCAGGGACGAUCUCGACUUACAGCUUGUUGGCGGUGGCCAAGGGUGUCACACCCUCCAUGAAUCCACCUUCGACAACCGCCGUGAUGAGCUGAUUGGCAAUGGCUGUCUUUGGAGGUAACCGCAAAUUGCCCACCUUGUACCCUGCAGGAGCAUCCUCACCCAGUCCACUGGUCCCAUUCUUCAAGGCCUCCUGGACUUCCUCCAGGGUGAACCACUUGGCGAUCUCCAACUCGGGAUCAUGUUCAAGCUUGAUCUCUUCAUCUUCAGGGCUUGCGACUUGUGCAAUGGCUCCGAUCAUCAAGUUGGCUGGAUACGGCCACGGCUGUGUCGAAUGGAUGAUGACCCGCGACAAGACCACCCCGCUUUCUUCCCAGACCUCUCUCCGGACAGCGUCCUCGACGCUUUCUGCCGGCUCAAUGAAUCCCGCCAAUGUAGAAAACCAGUACGGU